This is a messenger RNA of Parascedosporium putredinis, 2541 nucleotides long. The record is from the annotation of a GenBank genome assembly. NCBI's taxonomy places the organism in Eukaryota, Fungi, Ascomycota, Sordariomycetes, Microascales, Microascaceae.
AUGAAGACCAAUUUCAAGUUUUCCAACCUCCUCGGCACCGUUUACUGCCAGGGAAACCUUCUCUUCGACCCAGAAGGAACCCACCUCUUUUCACCCGUCGGCAACAGAGUCACAGUCUUCAAUCUCGUCGACAACAAAUCCUACACAUUCCCGUUUGCGCACCGAAAGAAUAUCGCGAGGAUAGGCCUGAGCCCCCAGGGAAACCUCCUCCUCUCCAUCGACGAAGAUGGCCACGCAAUCCUGACGAAUGUGCCCCGGCGCAUCCCCAUCUACAACUUCUCCUUCAAGUCGGCCAUCACGGCGCUGUCCUUCUCGCCAUGCGGCCGCUACUUUGUCGUCGGGCUCCAGCGCAAGAUCGAGGUCUGGCACGUGCCGUCGACUCCGGACGCCAACUCGGACGGGGAGCUCGAGUUCGCCCCGUUUGUAAAACACCACACCCACACCCAGCACUUUGACGAGGUCCGGCACAUAGAAUGGUCCAGCGACUCGCGCUUCUUCCUGAGCUCGUCCAAGGACUUGACCGCGAGGAUAUGGAGCGUCGAAGCCGAAGAGGGCUUCACGCCCACGGUCCUCGGCGGGCACAAGCAAGGGCUCAUUGGCACCUGGUUCUCGGAGGACCAAGAGACCAUUUACACCGUGAGCAAGGACGGCGCCAUCUUCACCUGGCAGUACACCGGCCGCCCCAAGAACGAGGACGAGAUGGACGACGGCGACGACGACAACGAGGAAUUCGAUGCCCGGUGGAGGAUAGUAAACCGGCACUACUUUAUGCAGGGCAGCGCGCACGUACGGUGCGCGACGUUCCACCCCGCUACAAACUUGCUGGUGGCGGGCUUCUCCAACGGCAUCUUUGGGCUCUACGAGAUGCCCGACUUCAACAUGAUUCACACCCUCAGCAUCUCCCAGAACAACAUCGACUUCGUCACAAUCAACAAGACGGGCGAGUGGCUCGCGUUUGGCGCCUCGAGGCUCGGCCAGCUUCUCGUGUGGGAGUGGCAGUCCGAGUCGUAUAUCCUAAAGCAGCAGGGCCACUUUGACUCGAUGAACUCGCUCGUCUACUCGCCCGACGGCCAGCGCAUCGUGACCGCGGCGGACGACGGCAAGAUCAAGGUGUGGGACAUUGACUCGGGGUUCUGCAUCGUCACCUUUACCGAGCACUCGAGCGGCGUGACGGCCUGCGAGUUCGCCAAGAAGGGCAACGUCCUCUUCACCGCCAGCCUAGACGGGUCCAUCCGCGCGUGGGAUCUCAUCCGGUACAGGAACUUUAGGACCUUUACCGCCCCCACGCGCCUGUCCUUUUCCUGCAUGGCCGUGGACCCGAGCGGCGAAGUCGUGGCCGCGGGCUCCCUCGACUCCUUCGACAUCCACAUCUGGAGCGUGCAGACGGGCCAGCUCCUCGACCGCCUCUCGGGCCACGAAGGCCCCGUGUCCUCGCUCGCCUUUGCGCCGGACGGCGACGCCCUGGUGAGCGGCAGCUGGGACCGCACGGCGCGCAUCUGGUCCGUGUUCAACCGGACGCAGACGAGCGAACCGCUGCAGCUCCAGGCGGACGUGCUGGACGUGGCGAUCCGGCCCGACUCGCAGCAGCUCGCCGUGUCGACGCUCGACGGCCAGCUCACGUUUUGGGACAUCAAGGACGCGGAGCAGCAGGCCGGGCUGGACGGGCGGAGAGACAUGUCGGGCGGGCGCAAGUCGACGGACCGGCGCACGGCGGCCAACGCGGCGGGCUCCAAGAGCUUCCAGACGAUCCGCGUCAACCUCUCGCUGUCGGGCACGCAAGAGUUCCUCAACAGCAAGGCCCUCACCGAGGCCGGCGCCGCGGACCUGAUUGACGACGAGGACGUCUCGGACCGGGAAGCCCGCAUGGAGGCCGCGCUGCCGGGCUCGAAGCGGGGCGACCCUUCGGCGCGGCAGCGGCGGCCGGACGGCCUGCUCAUCUACAGCCUGGACAACCACCUGCAGUUCGACCCGUUCGACCUCAACAUGGAAAUCACGCCGGCGUCGACGCUGGCGGUGCUCCACACCGAGCGCGACUACCUCAAGGCCCUCGUCAUGGCGUUUCGCCUCAACGAGGCCAGCCUCGUUAAGCAGGUCUUCCUCUCGGUGCCCCACACCGACAUCGCCCUCGUGGUGCGCAACGUGCCCGCCGUCUACGUCGCGCGCUUGCUCCGCUUCGUGGCCGCCCAGACCGAGUCCUCGCCGCACGUCGAGUUUUGCCUCCUCUGGAUCAAGGCGCUCGUCGACAAGCACGGCGCCUGGCUCGCGGCCAACCGCGCCAAGGUCGACGUGGAGCUGCGCGUCGUGGCUCGCGCCGUCGCUCGCAUGCGGGACGAGAUUCGGCGGCUCGCUACCGACAACGUGUACAUGGUCGAUUACCUCGUCGGUCAGGGCGUCAAGGACCGCGGGUCCGAGGCCAAGGCCCUCGACUGGUUCUCGAGCGACGACGGCCCGGGGACAAAAGGGGCCGUGUCUAUGGGAGGUGCGGGUGGCGAGGAAAGCGAGGAUGGGUCGGAUGUGGAGGAGUGGUUGGGACUAGAGUAA